Molecule: messenger RNA, 2104 nt
Organism: Atta colombica
Lineage: Eukaryota; Metazoa; Arthropoda; Insecta; Hymenoptera; Formicidae
Product: twisted gastrulation protein homolog 1-like
Exons: 4
Coding region: 899-1657 (252 amino acids)
Biological process (GO): regulation of BMP signaling pathway
Source: RefSeq, a predicted model, not a curated record
CUCUUCGAUUCGUCACACCCGCCGACAAAUCUCUUUCUAUUAUCUGUUUUCCUCUCUCCUUCUCUGUCGCACCGUUUCGUUUCGCGAAAGAUCGCCGCCAAAUUUUGAAAAAGCGACGAUCCACCGCUCUCCUCCGACGCCGAUCCCCGAUCGAGCGAGUGAUCGCGAUUGCGAUUCGCACGACGCAAGUACAUCGCGAUGCGUCGCAACGCGGUAACGUCGUAAAACCGCGACGGUUUGACGGGUGCAUCCUUCGCGCUGGAUGAGACACGCCGUACGCGCCGCCGUCGAGCAGGAAAAGGAUCCUCGCGGAAGACGGACGCUCGUCACUCCGCGAGUUUGUUUUGACGACGGUUCUUACGGUCGUGUAUGGUGCUUACGUGCUUGCGCGAGAGGCGCGAGCGCGCUGCGUCGUAAACACACUGUGAUCUAAGUGCGCGAUUCCCACGAGAGGAAUAUUCAUUAAAGUUGGCGAACGCGUGGAUCGAUUUAUUUUACGAUCGCGAAAAUCGUCAAGAUCUCCUACUCGUCAUCGUCCAAGAGAACUACAUCUCAUCAUCGUCUUUUGCGUGUUACAUAUACAGCAUCUUAUUCUGUGCCUCAACGAUAUCUCUUCGACAUAUCCUCGCGAACACGAAGCCAGCCAGCGCAGCGGCCGGAUUCUCGUGCGUCGCGGGCGAUUGGACGAUUCGCUGAAGAAAUCCGUGAGAGAAAACGCUCCUUCCUAGAGGAUGCGAGGAAGGAUUUCUCCUCUUACCGAGGAAACAUGUCUCGCAGCGGUCGUCGCAACGCGCGAACCGGUUGCGCGCUCUUAAAAUAGUUUCUCACGCGCGUAGGUAACUGGCGCGCACCGUUGUCCCGCCGCGCCGCUGGAACACGCCGUCGGAGUAGUGCCAGGAUGACGAGUUGGAGUGCAUUGUUUGUCGCGGCCGCCGUCGGGAUUCUGUUGUUGACGACCGCGACAAAACGCUCGGAAGCGUGCAACGAGGCGAUCUGCGCCAGUGUCGUGAGCAAGUGCAUGCUGACGCAAAGCUGUAAAUGUGACCUGGUCACCUGCACUUGUUGCAAAGACUGCUUCUCGUGCUUGAGCUAUUUGUACGACGAAUGCUGUUCGUGCGUAGAUUUAUGCCCGAAGCCGAAUAUCACCGACAAUCCGUUGAGCAGGAAAUCUCACGUGGAGGAAUUCAGCGAACCAGUGCCAGCGCUCUUUCAAGCACUCACAGCCGAGGCGGAUCCACACGAGAGAUGGCUCACCUUCACAUAUCCGGUAGAUUUUGACAUGACGGUGUUCGCGCCGAAACACGAGAACGAAAUGAAAUAUCAUAUACAGGCCGCGAACGAGGAGCUGCAUCCGUUGAAGCCAAACGUGAUGACGGUGAACUGCACGGUCGCGUUCAUGGCGCAAUGCAAUUCCUGGAACAAAUGUCGGGCAUCCUGCCAGAGCAUGGGCGCCACGAGCUACAGGUGGUUCCACGAUGGCUGUUGCGAGUGUAUAGGCGAUACGUGCAUCAACUACGGAAUCAAUGAAUCGAGAUGCACGCUGUGCUCGCAGGGGGAUAAGGAGGAGGAAGAUGACCUGAAGGACACGCAAACAGCGUAUGAUGAUUACGGUCAGGACGAAGAUGAAGACGAAGAUGUGUUGAGCGUAGAGGAUUAGCCAUCGCGUUCGUCUAUGAGCGCUUUCCCUCGUCAUUCUUUCGUGCAAAAUAUAUGCGACAAGGGGAAAAGUGUUUGCGUGAAAGACAUUCCGAUAAAAUUAUGAUCGCGAGAUUAUUUGUUCUUGUAAAGAAGUCGUUUUAUUACUGUGUAAAAGUGAGACUACAAUCUUGAUAUUUGGAGUAUCUUUUCGGGAAAUCGUCUAAACUUCAUAAUAAUAAGUUAGUGAAUCUGCGACUUAGAAUUACUUUACAUGGGUGUUUCCUUCAUAAUCUGAUUCUUUGAACACAGCGAUUCGCUCGAAUAUGACUUUGAAUAAUCCGGAAAAUCGAUCGCAAUUGUGACAAAACUAAGUGUAAGCCUAAUUUUAGAGUGUUGUCCCUAAGGUUUUUAACAAAUUUUAUAAUUUAGUACGCGAAGUCGCCGACUAUCGACUGUAACGUGGGAA